AUGGGGUUUGAUUCAAACAGGCCAAGGCUGUCUGCUGUAUUGCUAGCAAUUACAGGAACAGGGAGUGAUAUAGCAGAAGUCAUGAUGGAUUUCAUUGAGUGGCUGACGAACCAAGAAUUUGGAUCCCAGUGUAUUUUCAGCAUUCGGGACGUUUUGUCGUGGGUCCACUUCAUGAAUGCCAUGGUGAAAGAGAGUCUGUCAGAGUCGUCUGAUAAGUGUGAGAUGCCUGGCAUAUCUCCAGUGAUAUCGUUUGUACAUGCUGCGUGCCUGGUGUACAUAGAUGGAAUAGGUUCAGGCACAAUGACCUGUUCAGCUGAUUCUGCUUUGCUGGCUCGUGAAAAAUGUCUGGAAUAUUUGUGUGGAAAGCUUUCACAAAUUGUGCAACUCACUGAGGGGCAGAAGAACAAACUGAGAAUUUAUGACCUGAAGAAGAAGAGGGAAAUUGUUUGGAUGGAGAACUGUGUAGGAAUUCAGCCAUUUUUUAUACCAAGAGGUCCUCUUUACCAAAAGAACAGUGUCUCAGACUAUGCUCUAAAUGCAAGUACCACAGCAAUGAAUGCACAACGGUUGUUAAGGGCCUUACAACUCAACAAGCCCAUUCUUCUGGAAGGCUCUCCAGGUGUUGGGAAAACCAGCUUAGUGUCAGCCUUGGCAAAGGCUUCAGGAAAUUCCCUUGUUAGGAUCAACCUUUCUGAACAAACGGAUGUCACAGAUUUGUUUGGAACAGACUUGCCCAUUGAAGGGGGCAAAGGAGGCGAGUUUGCCUGGCGUGAUGGACCUUUGCUUGCAGCCUUAAAAGCUGGUCACUGGAUUGUAUUAGAUGAGCUGAACUUGGCCUCUCAGUCAGUGCUGGAAGGACUGAAUGCUUGUUUUGAUCAUCGGGCAGAGAUUUACAUUCCUGAGUUGGGGCUGAGCUUUCAUGUUCAACACAAGAAGACAAAGAUCUUUGGAUGCCAAAAUCCCUACAGGCAAGGAGGUGGCAGAAAGGGGCUGCCCAAAUCCUUUCUUAACCGAUUCACACAGGUCUAUGUGGACCCCCUUUCUGCAACAGAUAUGGAGUACAUUGGGAACACCCUUUUUCCUGCUAUUGGUGAUACACUUAUUGCGAAGAUGGUUGAAUUCAACAACAGGAUUAACCAAGAGGUUAUGAUUGAGAAGAAGUGGGGACAUAAAGGUAGUCCUUGGGAGUUCAAUCUUCGUGACCUUUUUCGAUGGUGUCAUGUGAUGCUACUUGACCAAUCGCCUGGCAUUUAUGAUCCAGGCCAGCACAUGUUUUUGAUAUACGGUGACAGGAUGAGGACAGAAGCAGACAGAAAGAAGGUAGUAUCUGUAUUCAAGGACAUUUUUGGCCAGAAUGCUAAUCCAUAUAUGGGAACCAGACAGUUCCAUAUCACUCCUUAUGACGUUCAGGUUGGUUUCUCAAGCCUCCCCCGUGCCAACUGUGUUCCUCCUCCUGGCAGAAAUCUGUCAUUGCUCCACCAUUCCCUCCAGCCUUUGGAAUCUGUCAUGAAAUGUGUGCACAUGAACUGGAUGGUGAUACUAGUGGGCCCUGCCUCUGCUGGCAAGACCAGUCUGGUUCAGCUUCUGGCAUAUCUAUCAGGACAUAAGUUAAAGAUCAUGGCAGUGAAUAGUUCUAUGGACACAACAGAGCUUUUAGGAGGAUUUGAACAAGUUGAUAUCAUUAGGCCGUGGAAGAGCUUGCUGGAGAAGGUGGAAAACGUUGUGAACAUGCUUGUAAGGGGGAGCCUUCUCCAUACUACUAUCCACUCAGAUGACAUUGAAAUUGUAUUACGUGCUUGGAGCAAUUUCAUCCUAAAUUUCAAACCCAAAUCUCUGGGAGAAGGGAAUCAAAAUCUCACCGAAUUCGUGACUAAAUUAGAUGGUCUGGUGUCACUUGUCCAACGGCUAAACAACAGGGUCAAUGCCUGUCCAAGGCCAGAGUUCUCAAGGCUCAUGGAAGAGUUUAGAUGCUUCAGGUUGCAGGUGGUUCAGUUUUUGAAUUGCAGCAACCAUGGAACUUUCAAGUGGGUUGACGGAAUGUUGGUGCAGGCUUUACAGUCUGGAGACUGGCUUCUGCUGGACAAUGUGAACUUCUGCAGCCCUUCUGUUUUGGACCGUUUGAAUGCUCUGCUUGAACCUGGUGGGGUCCUAACCAUGAGUGAAAGAGGAGUAAUAGAUGGUGUAACCCCCACUGUCACUCCUCACCCAAAUUUCAGGCUGUUCCUCACAAUGGAUCCUUCGCAUGGGGACAUAUCCAGAGCCAUGCGGAAUCGUGGGAUUGAGAUAUACAUUCCUGGGGACAACGAUGAGAAUUCAUUGGAUUGCCAUGAUGUCAAGCUGCUGUUACAAGGAUUAGGAUUGUUGGGAAAUAGCACAUGUGAUGCACUUGUGGCUGUGCACACAGAAACCAAAGAUAACAUAGCAGGUUCUACAUGCUCACUGUCAUCUUUGAUUCAUGCUGCAACGCUGACUGUGCAGCAGUUGCACCGGGGAAUCAGCUUAGCUAAGAGCUUCUAUAGAGCGUGUUGGGAAGUCUAUGUCUGUCCACAACAAUCACAAGGCAACCGAAAGCUUGUGCUGGACUUGAUAAUGAAGCAUGUUUCAGCUUUGGCUUCAGCUGACACGAAGGGUGAUUCCCUGCUUGCCUUGGGAUUGUGGCCGGAUUCAGCAGCCAGUGCUUCAUUUGCAGCUGAAGAUUCUUUCCUUGCUAUGGUUCAGAAUGACGCCCAGGUCUUGGCACAUUGCCUCAAUCGACAGAGUCUUAAAAAUAGCAGGACCCUGCCUCUUACUAUACAAGAUUUUAAGAAAAUUCUGCAGUCUUCUAAUCCAGAUUGUCUCAAAUUCAGUGGGGUUGAGAUAGAUGAGUGCUGGAUAGAUGACGUGGAGGUCCUUUCUGCAGCUGUUAAAUUGUUCAUACAUAAGGCAACCAAUCAGGACUGGUCACUGAGAGUUGGAUGUCUCACUCAGUUAAAAAAGAAUGUACCACAAGUGCCUGAUUUAGUACAUACUUAUCUGGAAGCUGGUGCUGCGUCUCUGAAUAAUUUGUACUGUAGUCCUCUACAGCCACAUACAACAGAUGAUCAUGUGAUUCCCAUGGAUCCAAGAUGGAAUAUGCAGGGCUUCCACAUAAGAAAUUCAGUUAAUUUUGAUGCAGAACACUCAGAUAAGCUGCUUACUCUUCUAAAGUCACGUUCAAAUCGGGCAAUAUUGUUUCUUGACAGAGAAAAAAAGAACUAUGUUGAAAGAAGCUUGAUUAACACCAGAAAAACAAGAAAUAGUGUCUUAAGGGUAUCUCUAGAGUUUCACAAAGACUCAAGCAACUACAACUCACUUCCACAUCCUGUGGUGGCCAAUCUUGCUGCGUUUUUUGAACACUGGGAUGCCUACAUGUUAAACUGGGUAAAGUUUGCUCAAGUGGCUGUGUCUGAUGAAAAAUUACACAAAAUACUGGACUGCUUACUGUGGCGUGAUCGUUUUUGGACAACGUCUGACACUGUGGCUGUAGAUUCUCCUGGCUUGACGCUCUUGUCUCUUCACUGGCACUGGGUGGUGAAACACUUGAUCAGCAACAUUCCUGAGCUGCUGAGUGGAUACGAGCAGCCCAAGCUAUCCAAAGAUAUUCAGUGUGUCUCACAGCAAAUUCAGAAUAGUCUGGAAAGUCCCACUGGUAUUUCAGCCAGUCUUAAGGAGUUGCAGAAGUGUUUGGGAAAACCUCUUCCCUUCAAGGAGAAAGCAGUUGUGGAAUGUGCUGCCCAUCUGCAAAGGCUCUGCAAAGCGCUUAACAUCCUGGAGCUGGGGCCAGCCCUUGGCGACGGUCAACAGCAGAAGCAGCUAUGUACUCUGAAAACCACAGCCACUGGAUGGGAGAUAAGAAAAGCAUUACUUCAAGCCCAAGGCCUAGUUCUCAGAGCUAAUCAGUUGAAGGACGUUAGUUCGGAUGAAUUGCAGACCUUUGUGAAUCUGCAGCAUUCAAAGCUGAAACAAGAAAGGGUCUUGGUUGAAUCUCUUGAAGAAAAGUAUGCUGAGCACACGGUCUCUAAGCACAUGGGCUCUGCCUUGUUGACUCAGCUGUGCUGUAGGGUUCAGCUGUGGCCUGCAAUGGAGUAUCUGGCAUUGUUGUGGCAGUAUAAACUGACUGCAGAUUGUAUUUCUAGGGCAUAUUUGCAAAGGAAGGACUGCAGUCACCAGUUGACCAUCUAUUCAGAAAUAAAGCAGCUUAUAGCGUUCUGCCUUAAGUUUACACCUGCUACCUCUCAGCAGCUUCAAGGACUUUUUUACCUGUUGGAUCUUCAUAUGGUCUCCACAGAUGAAAUUUCUCUCUUGUGGUCAGAGCUGGUGAAUGCUGCUUUAGCAUCGUUCUGGAACACUACCGUAUCCACAGAUCCAGAGCACUGGCUAGCCUGGAAGCCAGUAUCGGUGGAAGAGAAAAAGAAGCCCAAAUCCCUCAUGGACUGUUCUCUUAAGGGUGUGGGCAUUUUAAGUCGAGCUGUUUUCUCCAAGUGCCUCUCUGAAAUUCUGACUAGCAGCAGCCAGUGGAGCCAGUGGGACGUGACUGGCCUUCCUCUUCUGUUGGCCUCCAAUGUGACACUGGGGGAAUGGAUGGAGAGAGCACAGCAGCUUCAGGAAGUCCGUGCAGUUCUGUGGAACAACUUGGCCUUUUCCUCCAUGGCAGAAUUUAGGUUUACUGAUUCCAGGUUCCAGCUUGCUAUAUUAGACAAACAACUUAUGGCUCUUAAAAACCUGGUUCCAGUACAACUACAAGACGAGUACCUCAAAAGCUGUGAAAAGCUUUCUUCCAAGGACCCAAUGGCUUUGCAGUCCAUUUUCACAGUACUCAAGGAAGUUGCCGCUCAGGACAUAUUACCGGAAGAAGUUCUGUGUCUUUGGAUGACUUGUCUGCAACAGUUCUUUGGGCAGGAAGGAGGACCUCAGAACUUGCCUGAAGCUGUGCAGCGUGGCAGUCUCUGGGUGAAUCUAGGGCUUCUGCAGAUCCACAUCUGGCUUCCGCAGACUCGUUUUGAUCCUGCAGUAAAAAGAGAAUACAAACUCAAGUAUGCAGCAGAAGAGUUGCACCGUCUAGAAUGUGAAUGGAAGACACACAAUCUAUCCACUCAGCUGCUCACAGGAAAAGAUCUUGAAGAUGAAACAAUCAACAGACAUAGUCACCCACAUAUUAGGAUGUUACGCCAAAGAAUCCAGAAAUUAAAGAAUCAGAUUGCAAGCCUUGGCCAAAAACAAGCCUUUAGGCCCCAAAGCCCUUCAUAUGACUGCUUAUACCAGGAGCUUCAUCAGUAUGUCAGCAGCAUUGCUCAGAUUUCAAAAGUGCAGGAUCUCUUGGCUCGCCUUCUACAAUUUCUCCAUGGGGAUAAAUCUCAGUCAGUCCAGGCAGUUCAGAAAGUGCUCAGUGAAGAAGCAGCCUGGCAGCAGUCACACCAUCAAUUCAGAAAACAUUUGACAGAGGACUACACUGCUUUCCCGGACGUAGUUACUCCACUGCAGGCUGCCGUCUUGCAAAUGCAGCAUGGCCUGAGACUUGUGGCUUCUGAAGUCCAUAAAACAACACUGAACAGUUUUGUCUGCCCAAACAAGCUUGGCACCCUUGUUGCUUCUCUACUGUCGUUUCCUUCUGUUGGAGGCGCCUUCCCCACUUACCUUUCCCAUGCCGAUGCUUUGUGCUCUGUGAACUCCCUAGAUGUUCUUCGCGGCCUUCAGAGGCUAUCUCAGAAGUACUCUGUUGAAGAUUCAGACAGGGAGCAGAGGAUGUGCCUUACCCAAGAGCAGUUGCUGGUGAAUGCUUUGUUGUACCUGCGGUGCCAUGUGCUGUCAAAAGGAGAACUGGACCAUAAAUCUCUGCAACUUUUUAGACAUCUGUGUCAGGUAAUUAUAAAUGAAUGGGAUGAACAAGAGCGUCUUGCCCAGGAAGAGGAGGAACAGAAAAACAGUCUGUAUAGAUACAAGGCUAAAAGCCAUGGAAGUGGCCUGAGUGAAGAGGAGGAAGAAGAGAGGGAGUUCAGAAACAAAUUUCCUCUUCAUGAGAAGGAUUUUAAAGAUAUUACAAAUCAGGCAAGCCUUGAGGAAGAAAUGGAAACUGAAGAUGGUUUAGAAAAUGAAGCUGCCUUUGAAACACUCCUCCUCUCACAUCAUUCAUUGAAAACCGUAAUGGAAGUUCAUCAGCAGCUUUGCCUUUACUUUGCUCGCUCUCUGUGGUAUCAGCAAAACAUGCCCUCUAAUCAGACUAAAUAUCACUUGACUACAUUUAUUUCCUGUUACCAAACUGGCUCAUCACUGGUGGCCCAUUUUUAUCCUUUGAUUGGUUCUGAAAUAAAUGACAAUCUACAAGGCUGCCAGCUGCUUGCUAGCACAAUACUGCAAAAUACACUUUUUGAAGGAGAAACUUCCGAACUUGGCCUGCAGCUUAAAGAGCCAUAUGACUUCUAUCAGCACCCUAAUGUUCAGCAAGUUCAACUGUGCCAACCUGUGCUUGAAAACUUUGCUAAAGAAGUAAAGGCACUGCUGCAAGAAUGGCCUGAUCACCCUGCACUUGUGCAGCUCUUGGUUGUGAUGGACAGAAUCCGUAGCUUUCCACUCUCCAGCCCCCUCUCAAAGUUCCUGAAUGGCUUAGAAAUUCUGCUUACCAAGUCUCAGGAUUGGGAGGAAUCUGCUAGUCGAGCAGUGUCUCUGAGGAAGCAUCUCGAUUUGGUCACUCAGCUGAUCAUCCAGUGGCAUAAACUAGAGCUGAACUGUUGGUCUACUAGUCUUGACAACACAAUGCAGCAUCAGACAGAAAAAUCAAUGAAGCACUGGCUUUCAGUCUAUCAGAUCAUAGAGAAAUAUUGGCAAGAACAGACAGAGAAGAAAACUGAAGAUCGCCAAAUGAAUUUGACAGCAGUGGUCAGUACACUGGAGGCUUUCAUAGAAGGAUCCACCCUGGGAGAAUUCCAUACACGACUCCAAAUGCUCCUGGAAUUCCACUGUCACGUCUUGUUGAUGCCACAGGUGGAAGGUAAUGAUACACUGCGCAAUGUACUGUGGAAUCUGUAUCAUUACUAUAAGCAGUUCUCAGAAUGCGUGCAAACUAAGCUGACUGAACUCCGGCAGCCUAUCGAGAAAGAACUGAAGGAGUUUGUGAAAAUCUCAAAAUGGAAUGAUGUCAGCUUUUGGGCUGUAAAACAGUCUGUGGAGAAGGCUCACAGGACACUUUUUAAAUUUAUGAAGAAAUUUGAAGCUGCUCUCAAUGAACCAUGUCAGUCAGCCUUAAUAGAGACGUUCAAAGAUGAGCAACUACUUUCUUUGCAGAAGCAGGGGUCAUCUGACAACCAGGAGACUAAAAUUCAGAGCCUGCACAACAUAUUAAGGAAAAAACUGGCCUCUACAAUAGAUGCUGUUCAGGCUGCUCAUUUAGAAGGAAUCCAAGGAGAUGUGUUUCAUCCUGAAUCCCUUCAAGCACGCCUGCCUAAGCUUACAAAACGGAUGGCAAAGAUAUGCACAACCUUUGUGAAGAACAACACGUUUUUGGAUCUGGUGGAAAACCUUGACCAGUUCACAGGUGACAUAAUAGCCUCUGCCCACGAGUUGCAAAACACGUCUGUCAGUCUGCUUGCUGACAAGGAAAAACAGAAGUCAGAGGUCAAGCAUUUACUUGUCCAGAAACAGAGGGCUCUAACAGAGCUCUUUAAGAACCUUGCAACUACAGGUCAGAUGUUGCUUUCUGAGAUCUCUUCAUCCUGGGAUGGAUGCCAGAAGUACUUCUAUCAGUCUCUUGCACGCCACUGUAGGCUUCAGACAGCAUUACAGGCACCUUCAAAGGAAAUCGGGCUUGGUACGAUUGAAAGAUGCAAAGGAUUCCCUGCACACCUAAUGAAGAUGCUUGUGAAACAGAGGAGUGCUCUCACUGGCUUGACAGAGCAGUGGAUUAUCUUGAGGAAUCUUCUGAGCUGUGUACAGGAGAUAGAUGCUAAACUGACCAUCAGUAAUGAAUAUGAUGUAGCAUUUCCUCCUCAAGAUGGUGUUCAGCAGUGGACUGACAGGUUACAGUUCCUCACCAUGCAGGUUGUGAUGGUCCUCAAGCAGCUGUCUUGGCUUAUAGAGUGUUGUCCAAAAGGCCAAUUUGUUAAUGCUCCCAGGACAGACACGGAGUCAGCCAAUCUCAAAUGUGAAAAAAGUGAACUGAACCCAACAAAAGAUCCAGUGUCAACAUUUGAACAUAUCCCUUCAGACCUACAGUAUCUCACUCCAGUGACCUCAGAUCAGCUGCCCUCUGGGUGCAAGAUGCAAAAACAGGAUCCACUGUGGCGACAGUUGGCUUCCAGGGUGAAGGAUAUGCUAGUGGAAGUUAAGGCAAUAAAAGCAGAUGUGGACAAAAUAAGACAGCUAUCUUGUGAGACUCUUUUCCAUUCCUGGAAAAGCUUUGAAGUGUGCUCUUCGGGGAUAGAAUCUUUGUUUCAAGUUUCAACUCAGCUGCAAGAUAUAGAAUCCUUGUUUGUUUUACCAGAGAUGGAAGGCUGCCAAACUGCACUAAUCAGAAGCCUUGUAUACAUCCAAGGAGAAAUUAAUAGAAGUGUAGAUGACUUUGCUAUUUGGAAGGCACAACUGUUCAGUUCCAUUUCACAUUGUGAUGGGGAUCAAGAUUCAGAUGAUGGUUUUGUAGAGCACUUUUCUGAACAAGUAGAACUUGCAAUCCAUGCUAUAUUGAGUGCUAUACAGUGUUUAGUAGAAAGAAGAAAAGAAAAAGGAGAGAAAGAAACCUCUCUGGAGGAUGUGCCAUCAGCUGACAGACUUAAGUCAGGACUUUUGACUAAGCUCUUGGAUGAAGAUAUCUGUUCUGAUGUGUGUUCUUUGCAAGCACAGAAAAUAAUUUCAGCCAUUUCUGAACUUCUGGAGCAACUGAAAUCCUAUGGAGAAGAUUACACAGCCUAUAAAUGCAAGCUUUUUAAUCAAUCUUGCCAUUUACUGGUACGUCUAAUGCCAGUACUCUACAAGUAUUCCAAUAUUAUCCUCUUCUACCUCACGGUUUCCUUGGCCACCCAUAGGAGUACUGGAAAAUUGCUUUCUGUCUUAGCUAACAUAUUUACUGAACUUGCCCAGAAGGGGUUUUGUUUGCCAAAAGAACUCAUGGAAGAGGAAGCAGGAGAGGGAGCAACAGAGUUCCAUGACUAUGAAGAUGGUGGCAUCGGAGAAGGAGAAGGCAAAAAGGAUGUGAGUGACAAGAUAGAAAAUGAAGAUCAGGUAGAAGACACUUCCCAGAAGGGUCAAGAGAAGAACAAUGAAGACCCAGAAUCUAAACCGGAUAUUGAAGGAGAGGACAAUGCAAUUGAAAUGUCAGAAGAUUUUGAAGGAAAAACAUAUGAUGGGGAUCAAGAAAAGCAAGAAGAGGAUGAAAAAUCUGAUGAAGAUGAUGAACUAGAUAAACAGAUGGGAAACCUUGGAGAUGCUGAAGCAGAUAAACUGGAUGAAAGGCUUUGGGGAGAUGAUGAGGACGAGGAAGAUGAGAGCAACAGUGAGGACAGUAUAACAGAAACUGGUCCAGGGAUAGAUGAGAGGGAUUCAGAGCUUGUCGCAAAAGAUGACAACUUAGAUGCUGGCAAUAAAGAUGAUGAGAAACCACCCAAGAAUGAAGAAAAAGCUAAGGAAGCGAAUGAUGGGGAAAUCAAAGAGAAAAUCCAUGAACAAGUAGAUGAGCGUGAAUAUGAUGAAAAUGAGAGUGAUCCUUAUCAUGGAAAGCAAGAGAAGCAGCCUGAAGCUGAAGCAUUAGAUCUUCCUGAUGAUCUGAACUUGGAGAAUGGAGAGAAGGAUGAGGAGGACAAGGAAGAAGAAGGAGAAAAUCCUUUUGAGACAGAAGAUAAGAUAAUGGAUGUAGAUGAAAAGCAGGUAAAGGAAGAGGAAACUGAAGAUAUGGGUAAACAUGGUGAAGAUCCUGAGCAAAUGGAAGAUUCCUUUGAAGAUAAAGCAGAAGGAGAUGAUAAAAUGGAGGAAGAAACAAAUGAAAAAGAAAAUGCAGACCAUCCUAAUGAAAAUACAGGCGAAGAAGAUGAUGGCACAGCAGAGGACCAAAAAGAGGAGGAAGAGCAGAAAGAGACUGGCAUUCCCACUAGUGAACAUGGCCUUUAUCCUCAGGAAGAGGAUGAUGACAAUAAUCAUGACCAGGAUGAACAGUUACCUGAUGCAGCUGUGAGAAUGGAACAUGAAACAUGUGGUGAGGCAGGAGAAAAGAACCUGCAGAGUGACACUGCUGUAGAACUGGAUGGAACUGCUUCUGAGAAAGACACAGUGAAAGAGGAGCAUGGAAGUGGAGCAGCCGAUGCAAAUCAAUCAGAAGGCCAUGAAUCUGAGUUAAUGGCACAGAUGGCUUCUCAGAAACAAAGCAUGAAAAAAACACAGAGUUUUAAGAGAAAACCUGGACAGGCUGACAAUGAACGCUCAACAGGGGAUCACAGUCAACGUGUCCAUAAGAGAUUAAGGAUGAUGGAGUCUAGCAGUGAAGCAGAACAGAACCCAAAUCUGCUUGAACAAAAGGUUGAAGAAGCUGAUGCUUUCGAGCAUAUAAAACAAGGCACUGAAUCCUAUGAUGCACAGACCUAUGAUGUAGCUAAUGAAGAACAACAAGAAUUGGUCAUGCCUCUCAGUGAAGAUGACAAAGAACCAGUUUCAGAAGAUGCAGCCAUGGAAGCAGAUGGUCAAAAUGCUGAGGAUCUUAGCACUGUAGAAACAGAGAAGCUGAAUCCAGAAGUGAAGAUGUCUGGUGCUUCCAAAUCUGGAUCUAAGGAGACAGAACUGGAAGCUGAAGAGCUCAAUUCUAAGGGUGACAAAGAAUGUGGAACAGAAAAACCCCUGUCGGAAGCGAGGCCAGACAGAAACAAAGACUCCACUAUACAUACUGCCCACCAAUUUAUAAUGAACACCAAAAUGAAGCACAUUGUUAAGAAUCCUGAGGAGCUUCGACAAGAACUAGAAAAGCAGCUGGAAAUUUGGCAGGCUGGAAACACUGAUGAGGAGAAGGCAGCAGCAGAGAUGUGGCAAAGAUAUCUUCUACUCACUACAGCCCUUUCACAGCAGCUCUGUGAGCAGCUCCGACUCAUACUGGAGCCAACUCAGGCAGCCAAGCUGAAAGGCGAUUAUAGGACAGGAAAAAGACUGAACAUGCGCAAAGUAAUUCCCUAUAUUGCCAGCCAGUUCCGAAAGGAUAAAAUUUGGUUACGAAGGACGAAGCCCAGCAAACGACAGUAUCAGAUUUGCUUGGCCCUUGAUGAUUCGGCCAGCAUGAUAGAUAACCACUCUAAACAGCUUGCUUAUGAAUCCCUGGCAGUAAUUGGAAAUGCAUUGACCCUCUUAGAAGUGGGACAGAUAGCUAUGUGUAGUUUUGGAGAAACAGUUCAGUUACUGCAUCCAUUCCAUGAGCAAUUUAAUGACCAAUCAGGAACUCGGAUAUUACGACUUUGCAAAUUUGAACAAAAGAAAACUAAGAUAGCACAGUUUUUAGAAUCGACAACAAAUAUGUUUGCUGCUGCACAGCAAUUUUCUCAGAGCAUGAAUCCAGAAACUGCUCAGCUACUCUUAAUAGUAUCUGAUGGAAGAGGUCUUUUUCUUGAGGGCAAGGAACGUGUCACAGCAGCUGUCCAGUCUGUUCAGAAUGCAAAUAUCUUUGUCAUUUUUGUAGUGCUGGACAACCCCAAUUCAAGGGAUUCCAUCUUGGAUAUAAAAGUACCUAUAUUUAAAGGCCCAGGAGAAUUGCCGGAAAUAAGGUCAUACAUGGAAGAAUUUCCCUUUCCUUUCUACAUAAUCCUCAGAGAUGUGAAUGCUCUUCCAGAGACUCUCAGUGAUGCACUCAGGCAGUGGUUUGAAUUGGUAGCUACCUCAGACAGCCUGUAGAGUUUUGCCUGAUCAGACUGAAUUCAUCACUGAAUAAGCUGCUGUUUAAAUGGGCCAGAAAGUACACCUUGAAAAUUAGCAUUCUUCCUACUCGGUGCAGGAAACUAUGCAAUCCAUGAUAAACAGGGGAACGAGUCAGUUUACUUGUUGCCACUAUCUGGAAACAGUGGAAACCCAUUUCUACCCGUCAUUGCUAUCCAAAUAAUUUAUACUAAGGUUUAUUUGAAAUUUUCAUGUCAUUGAGAAACGUUAUUCCCAAGAUUGUUUCUAUUGUAGUAAGAAACUAGCAUUACUUCUGAGAUGAAUCUGCAACUAGAGAUUUUUAACCAUAACAAAAAUACAUGUCUGUUUUAGGUCAACAUGUGUGAGCACUCCACUGUUUGUGGGUUGCUGGUUGUUGCUGGUGUCUGAUAAUGCCAGAAGGGUAUUUUUAUGAUAUUAAAAUGUCUGCAUUAUCAUUUUACACUGUGAAGUUUGUUUUCUGUCUAAAGCAAACAUUAGACAAACAUUUUGGUAUUCUAAAUCAUGCACAGGACAUUUCCCCCU
Molecule: messenger RNA, 12411 nt
Organism: Gekko japonicus
Lineage: Eukaryota; Metazoa; Chordata; Lepidosauria; Squamata; Gekkonidae
Gene: MDN1
Product: midasin AAA ATPase 1
Exons: 70
Coding region: 1-11865 (3954 amino acids)
Biological process (GO): ribosomal large subunit assembly; rRNA processing
Cellular component (GO): nucleus; preribosome, large subunit precursor
Molecular function (GO): ATP binding; ATP hydrolysis activity
Source: RefSeq, a predicted model, not a curated record